Schistocerca nitens (vagrant locust) is the source of this 2691-nucleotide messenger RNA. Its product is annotated as trichohyalin-like. The record is from RefSeq and is a predicted model, not a curated record. The transcript is spliced from 3 exons. Gene Ontology annotation, biological process: cell differentiation. Bases 1 to 2691 code for a protein of 896 amino acids. Lineage: Eukaryota; Metazoa; Arthropoda; Insecta; Orthoptera; Acrididae.
AUGCGCAGGAACAGCUGCGCAGGAACAGCUGCGCAGGAACAGCUGCGCAGGAACAGCUGCGCAGGAACAGCUGCGCAGGAACAGCUGCGCAGAAACAGCUGCGCAGAAACAGCUGCGCAGAAGCAGCUGCGCGGUACAGCUGCGCAGAAACAGCUGCGCAGAAGCAGCUGCGCAGAAGCAGCUGCGCAGGAACAGCUGCGCAGAAGCAGCUGCGCAGAAGCAGCUGCGCAGAAGCAGCUGCGCAGAAACAGCUGCGCAGAAACAAAUGCGCAGGAACAGCUGCGCAGGAACAGCUGCGCAGGAACAGCUGCGCAGGAACAGCUGCGCAGGAACAGCUGCGCAGGAACAGCUGCGCAGAAACAGCUGCGCAGAAACAGCUGCGCAGUACAGCUGCGCAGAAACAGCUGCGCAGAAGCAGCUGCGCAGAAGCAGCUGCGCAGGAACAGCUGCGCAGAAGCAGCUGCGCAGGAACAGCUGCGCAGGAACAGCUGCGCAGAAGCAGCUGCGCAGGAACAGCUGCGCAGAAGCGGCUGCGCAGGAACGGCUGCGCAGGAACGGCUGCGCAGGAACGGCUGCGCAGGAACGGCUGCGCAGAAACGGCUGCGCAGGAACGGCUGCGCAGGAACGGCUGCGCAGGAACGGCUGCGCAGGAACGGCUGCGCAGGAACGGCUGCGCAGGAACGGCUGCGCAGGAACGGCUGCGCAGGAACGGCUGCGCAGGAACGGCUGCGCAGGAACGGCUGCGCAGAAACGGCUGCGCAGAAACGGCUGCGCAGAAGCGGCUGCGCAGAAACGGCUGCGCAGAAACGGCUGCGCAGAAGCGGCUGCGCAGAAUCGGCUGCGCAGAAUCGGCUGCGCAGAAUCGGCUGCGCAGAAGCGGCUGCGCAGAAGCGGCUGCGCAGAAGCGGCUGCGCAGAAGCGGCUGCGCAGAAGCGGCUGCGCAGAAGCGGCUGCGCAGAAGCGGCUGCGCAGAAGCGGCUGCGCGGAAGCGGCUGCGCGGAAACGGCUGCGCAGAAUCGGCUGCGCAGAAGCGGCUGCGCAGAAGCGGCUGCGCAGAAGCGGCUGCGCAGAAACGGCUGCGCAGAAACGGCUGCGCAGAAACGGCUGCGCAGAAACGGCUGCGCAGAAACGGCUGCGCAGAAACGGCUGCGCAGGAACGGCUGCGCAGAACGGCUGCACAGCAACGGCUGCGCAGAAACGGCUGCGCAGGAACGGCUGCGCAGGAACGGCUGCGCAGGAACGGCUGCGCAGGAACGGCUGCGCAGGAACAGCUGCGCAGGAACAGCUGCGCAGGAACAGCGGCGCAGCAACGGCUGCGCAGGAACGGCUGCGCAGAAACGGCUGCGCAGAAACGGCUGCGCAGAAACGGCUGCGCAGAAGCGGCUGCGCAGAAGCGGCUGCGCAGAAGCGGCUGCGCAGAAGCGGCUGCGCAGAAGCGGCUGCGCAGAUGCGGCUGCGCAGAAGCGGCUGCGCAGAAGCGGCUGCGCAGAAGCGGCUGCGCAGAAGCGGCUGCGCAGAAGCGGCAGCGCAGAAGCGGCUGCGCAGAAGCGGCUGCGCAGAAGCGGCUGCGCAGAAGCGGCUGCGCAGAAGCGGCUGCGCAGAAGCGGCUGCGCAGAAGCGGCUGCGCAGAAGCGGCUGCGCAGAAGCGGCUGCGCAGAAACGGCUGCGCAGAAGCGGCUGCGCAGAAACGGCUGCGCAGAAACGGCUGCGAACAGCGGCGCAGGAACAGCUGCACAGGAACAGCUGCGCAGGAACAGCUGCGCAGGAACAGCUGCGCAGGAACAGCUGCGCAGGAACAGCUGCGCCGAAACAGCUGCGCCGAAACAGCUGCGCCGAAACAGCUGCGCCGAAACAGCUGCGCCGAAACAGCUGCGCAGAAACAGCUGCGCCGAAACAGCUGCGCAGAAACAGCUAGGCAGAAACAGCUGCGCCGAAACAGCUGCGCCGAAACAGCUGCGCAGAAACAGCUGCGCCGAAACAGCUGCGCCGAAACAGCUAGGCAGAAGCAGCUGCGCAGAAGCAGCUGCGCAGAAGCAGCUGCGCAGAAACAGCUGCGCAGAAGCAGCUGUGCAGAAGCAGCUGCGCAGAAACAGCUGCGCAGAAGCAGCUGCGCAGAAGCAGCUGCGCAGGAACAGCUGCGCAGGAACAGCUGCGCGGGAACGGCUGCGCGGGAACGGCUGCGCGGGAACGGCUGCGCAGGAACGGCUGCGCAGAAACGGCUGCGCAGAAACGGCUGCGCAGAAACGGCUGCGCAGGAACGGCUGCGCAGGAACGGCUGCGCAGGAACGGCUGCGCAGCAACGGCUGCGCAGCAACGGCUGCGCAGGAACGGCUGCGCAGGAACGGCUGCGCAGGAACGGCUGCGCAGGAACGGCUGCGCAGGAACGGCUGCGCAGUAACGGCUGCGCAGGAACGGCUGCGCAGGAACGGCUGCGCAGAAACGGCUGCGCAGGAACGGCUGCGCAGGAACGGCUGCGCAGAAGCGGCUGCGCAGAAACGGCUGCGCAGAAACGGCUGCGCAGAAGCGGCUGCGCAGAAGCGGCUGCGCAGAAACGGCUGCGCAGAAGCGGCUGCGCAGAAGCGGCUGCGCAGAAGCGGCUGCGCAGAAGCGGCUGCGCAGAAGCGGCUGCGCAGAAGCGGCUGCGCAGAAACGGCUGCGCAUAAACGGCUGCGCAUAAACGGCUGCGCAUAA